This is a messenger RNA of Mollisia scopiformis, 411 nucleotides long. RefSeq lists its product as uncharacterized. The annotation marks the transcript as partial. The record is from RefSeq and is a predicted model, not a curated record. The transcript has a single exon. NCBI's taxonomy places the organism in Eukaryota, Fungi, Ascomycota, Leotiomycetes, Helotiales, Mollisiaceae.
AUGUCUUUUUCAUCUGAAGAAUACACGUAUACGCCAUUUGAAAAUACCACAGAAAUAAGACUCCUCACUAUCCAUGCCGGCAAAGCAGAAGAUCCGGUCACAUGCAGCUUAGACGUCUGGGACUUGGAAAACGAGCCCAUCUACGAGGCGUUAUCUUACUGCUGGGGGCCUGGAAAUUCUGAAACAAUGGUACUGAAUGGAAUUCUGUUUCGACUCCGCGAGAAUCUCUGGUCGGCAUUAUGGCAUUUGCGAGAACAGGGCAAGGACCGUCUCAUCUGGGCUGAUGCUGUAUGUAUCAAUCAAAAAGAUAUACCUGAGCGCAAUAGUCAGAUCCGGUUGAUGAAAGAUAUUUAUAAGAGGGCUACCCGAGUUAUCGCAUGGCUUGGCACUUCGUCCGAAGACAGCGACGUG